AUGAGGUCAGAUUUCAAGUUUUCGAAUCUGCUAGGUACAGUUUACCGGCAGGGAAACAUAAUUUUCUCGCAAGAUGGCACUAUUCUUCUGUCUCCUGUAGGAAAUAGAGUAUCGGUGUUCGAUCUGGUGAACAAUCGGUCCUUUACUUUCGAAUACGAGCAUCGCAAGAAUGUGAGCUGUAUCGCAUUGAACCCACAGGGAACGCUGCUGCUGUCAGUGGACGAGGACGGCAGAGCGAUUUUGGUGAAUUUUCGGGCCAAAACGGUGCUGCACCAUUUCAACUUCAAGGAGCCCGUCAGUGACUUGAAAUUCUCUCCAGACGGUGCUACUUUUGCGUUGGCCUGUGGACGGUUUAUUCAAGUGUGGAAAACCCCGGACGUAGCAGAAGAUCGGCAGUUUGCGCCGUUUGUGCGUCACAGAGUUCACGCCGGUCAUUUUGCAUCAAUAAUAUCGCUGAGCUGGUCUCCAGACUCCAGGUUCAUACUUUCCACGUCCAAGGAUUUGACCGCAAGGAUCUGGUCGCUGGACUCGGAUGAACAAAACCUGGCGGCCACAACGUUCGCCGGCCACAGAGAUUACGUCGUAGGAGCCUUUUUCUCGGCAGAUCAGGAACAGAUCUACACCGUGAGUAAAGACGGCGCACUUUUCCAAUGGGGUUACACCUCCAAGCAAGAAGUCGAGGAGGGAGAGGAACCCGAUCUGUCCUCUUACAGCUGGCGUAUUGUGAAGAAAAAUUACUUCUACGCUGCUCAAGCCAAGGUAAAACGUGUUACUUUUCACGCCAAGUCCAAUAUGCUAGUGGUUGGUUUUAACAACGGGGAGUUCAGACUAUACGAAGUGCCCGAUUUCACUUUGAUUCAGCAGCUGUCCAUGGGUCAAAAUGCCAUCAACGCAGUCUCAGUGAAUCAAACUGGUGAAUGGCUGGCCUUUGGCUCAAGUAAAUUGGGACAACUGCUAGUAUACGAGUGGCAAUCCGAGUCCUACAUCCUUAAGCAACAGGGCCAUUUUGACGCUACCAAUGCCGUCGCGUAUUCUCCAGACGGUUCCCGCCUCGUUACAGCGUCAGACGAUGGUAAAGUCAAAAUUUGGGACGUGGCUUCUGGAUUCUGUUUAGUGACUUUCCAAGAACAUACAGCAGCCGUUACAGGACUGGCGUUUGCCAAAAAAGGACAAGUUCUUUUCUCGGCUUCCCUUGAUGGAACAGUGAGAGCAUGGGACCUCAUCCGUUACCGUAACUUUAGGACUUUCACUGCCGCUGAUAGAAUCCAAUUCAACUGUCUGGCCGCGGAUCCCUCUGGCGAAGUCGUGUGCGCAGGUUCGAUUGAUAGUUUCGCUAUUCACGUAUGGUCGGUUCAAACAGGCCAACUUGUGGACACGUUAGACGGUCAUGAUGGCCCAGUGACAUGUCUUUCUUUCAGCAAAGAGAAUGGAGUUUUGGCUUCGUCUUCUUGGGAUAAAACGAUCAGGAUAUGGUCCAUUUUUGGAAGAUCGCAGCAAGUCGAACCUUUGGAAGUAUUCGCCGAUGUCUUGUCCAUCGCAGUAAGACCGGAUGGUAGCGAGGUGGCUGUUUCGACCCUGGACGGAAACGUUCUCUUUUUCGACAUAAACGAGGGAAAGCAGGUAAAUUCCAUCGAUGGCAAAAAAGACAUUCUCUCUGGUAGACACCUAGAAGAUAGAUUCACAUCCAAGAAUUCGGCUAGAUCCAAGUACUUCACGAGCAUUGACUACAGUUUCGAUGGUCUUUCGCUGGUCGCCGGUGGUAAUAACAAUUCCAUCUGUCUCUAUGACAUCCCCAACGGUGUCCUUCUCAAAAGAUUCGUUGUUUCCAGAAACAUGUCUUUGAAUGGUACGCAACAGUUUCUGAACAGCAAAAGGAUGACUGAUGCGGGUUCUCUGGAUCUGAUUGACCGUGAUGGCGAGAAUUCUGAUCUAGAAGAUCGCAUAGACAGCACUUUGCCAGGUUCUAACAGAGGUGGAGAUAUGUCGACCAGACGAGUGAGACCGGAAGUGAGAGUAACAAGUCUGAAAUUCUCGCCUACGUCUAACGCCUUCGCUGCAGGUUCCACAGAGGGUAUUCUGGUUUAUUCCGUUGACGAGGGCCUCCUCUUCGACCCUUUCGAUUUGGAUAUAGACAUCACACCUCAAGCCGUAGUAGAAGCACUCAAAGAAAAAGAGUAUCUGCAAGCUUUGGUGAUGGCUUUCCGAUUGAACGAAGAGUACUUGAUCAAGCGCGUUUACGAGUCUGUGCCAGUCAAAGAAAUAAACUUGGUGAGUAGUGGACUGCCGAUUGUUUACGUGGCGCGUAUGCUCAAGUUCAUAGGAGAUUUUUCGAUGGAAUCUCAGCAUCUAGAGUUCAACCUAAUAUGGGUGAAAGCAAUUCUUUCGGCUCAUGGUCGUUACAUCACAUCUCAUAAGCACGAAUUUGGGUCGUCACUGCGCGCUGUUCAACGCUUCCUUGGUCGCAUAGGUAAGGAUGUGGUCUCAGCUUCUAAAGACAACAAAUACGCUUACCUUUUCUUAUCGUCUACAGACGGAUCUACUCAGGCAGACGAACUGGAUGGAGACGGAGAUGCCGGUAUGGGCCACGCCUUCCAGAUUGAGGAAGACAACAAUUCUUCUGACAACGACUUGGUGAUGGAAGACGCAUCGGACGACGAAAAGGGCUGGGUCGGUUUUUCAGACGCCAAGAGUAAUACCCUGCCACUCGAUCAAGACAAGGACUCUUCAGACGACGCUUCAGACGACGACGACGACGAAAACCUUAUUUAA
Molecule: messenger RNA, 2769 nt
Organism: Lachancea meyersii CBS 8951
Lineage: Eukaryota; Fungi; Ascomycota; Saccharomycetes; Saccharomycetales; Saccharomycetaceae
Source: the annotation of a GenBank genome assembly